AUGACUCUGUCGUCCCAUCCGCUGUACGUCUGGGUCCUGAACCACGUGCUGUAUCGAAGCUUUGGCCAUCCGUUAAGCGUUCAACUGCUUGCACUGAGCUCACUAGUGCUUCUACUGAGUUUCUCAUUGUUCUCAUUAGCUCCAUGGCUGGAUUAUGAAUCGCAACGUCAUGUAAAGACAUUUCAACUGGUGUCUGACUCGUUCGCAAUGGACCAUUUCGUGGUGUUUGUAGCCAUCGUCCCGCUUGCGAUUUGGCUGCUUUUGGUCAAUCUCGCGUACUCAAAAUUGACUUGUGCGUUGCUACUUUUACGAGCCGCCAGUUGCCUCACCGUGACCUUCGCUCUCACCGUGUUUUUAGCCGAGUUUUUGUCUAGGAGAGCCAUGCUAGCGCUAUUGGCGUUGGUCUAUGCCAUAUUGGGGCUUGUGUACUCGUGGAGUGUGCCAAUAUGGAGAUGGUAUCAGGAAGAGGCGCGCACCAAGGGAUUAGUGAGCUUCCUGCCUCAGUCCGUGCAAAAGCUGUUACUGCAAACUUCACUAUUGGAAUGGCUCACUGAUACUAGUUUUUUUGAUAAGAUGGCUUUGCUUCUACCGUUUUUGUUGCCUUUGUCAAGGGCAGAGCAGAUGAGAUUAAUGGAGCAAAUGCCCCCAAAGUCUCAAGUCAUGAUGACCAAGCCGGGUCUACUGCCGUUGCUACCAGGUUUAGUGCGAAGCAUUUUACUACCGGUGCAGGAUAGUGACAGUGACAACGACAGCGACAAGAAGGGAGAAGAGACUGACGCAAGUGAGGGAAGACUGGCUGGUCAGGUGAAGACGGAUAGGGUGAGCAGGAUGGAGCAGAAGAAAGUGUUGACCAGCGCAUCCUCAUCGACAACGGGAUUUGAUUUCCAUCGACCGGAUGUAGUAGAGACUGUACGUACGCCACCGUCGCGUGAACAAGUUUUUAAUGAGAUUGUGGUGUCCCGGAUGUGGAAUGGGUGUAAGGAGCUCGUGAAGGUGCCGACUUCGAAGGUAUUAAAUCGCACGGCGGCAAUGUCGAGUGCACUGCUAGUGAUGCAGCUGUAUGCAUCGCGUAGAAGUCGAAAGAUUUUCUUAACGUUUAUGCACUUUACAGCAGCGUCGGCGCUGAGCUCGGUUGCCUGUUGCGCUAUUUUCUUGCGCUUCGUCCAGCUUUUGGAUGUAACAUGGACCUCGAGGCGUGCGAUGCCGUUACUAUGCUAUGCGCGACAAUAUUUGUUACGAAACGCAAGAUCACCACAAAUUUCUGAUCAACCAGUUCAUGGUGUUUCUGUAACGCUGCGUUCGACAGCUUCGUCGGUCUCUUUGCUGGUUGCUGCACUGUACAUACUUCGCAAACUACGGCGCUGA
Messenger RNA from Peronospora farinosa, 1365 nucleotides. Lineage: Eukaryota; Oomycota; Peronosporomycetes; Peronosporales; Peronosporaceae. The record is from the annotation of a GenBank genome assembly.